Molecule: messenger RNA, 1014 nt
Organism: Sphenostylis stenocarpa
Lineage: Eukaryota; Viridiplantae; Streptophyta; Magnoliopsida; Fabales; Fabaceae
Source: the annotation of a GenBank genome assembly
AUGGGGAGAAUUAUGAGUGUGGCUUUACCACUAGUAGCUCUUUCAGUGGCGAGCAUAUGUUAUGGGAUGGCAGAUGCAGCGGCGGCGAAACCUCCGUCAACAUAUUUGAAGUGGCAUUAUUAUAAGACCACCAAUACAUGCCACGAUGCGGAGGAGUAUGUCCGGCACGAAGUUAAACUGUUUUGGGAUAGUGACAAAAGCAUUACGGCAAAGCUCCUCCGCUUGGUUUAUUCCGACUGUUUUGUCACUGGAUGUGAUGCGUCCAUUCUGCUUGACGAAGGACCAAAUCCAGAGAAAAAUGCACCACAAAACCGGGGGCUUGAAGGAUUUGUAGCGAUUGACAAGAUCAAAUAUGUUCUGGAAUCACGAUGCCCUGGAAAAGUCUCCUGUGCUGACAUACUUCACCUAGCCACCAGAGAUGCUGUUCACCUGGCAGGUGGACCAGCUUACCCAGUUUUAACUGGAAGAAAGGAUGGCAAAAUAUCGGAUGCUGCAUCAGUAGACCUUCCAUCCCCAUCCAUCUCACUGCAGAGUGUUCUAGAAUAUUUCAAAUCGAGGAACUUGAAUGAAGUACACAUGACAACACUUUUAGGAGCACACACAAUGGGCCGAACACAUUGUAGCUACAUUGUUGAUCGUCUGUACAACUACAGUGGGUCCGGAAAACCAGACCCAAGCAUGAGUGCCACUUUACUAGAGUCACUGAGAAAACUUUGCCCACCAAGGAAGAAGGGACAACCAGACCCUCUAGUAUACCUAAACCCAGAAUCUGGAUCAAAUUACAAGUUCACGGACUCGUACUACAGAAGGAUCCUAUCCCACGAAGCUGUUCUAGGAGUUGAUCAACAAUUACUAAAUGGUAAUGACACUAAACAGAUCACCGAGGAGUUUGCUGUUGGAUUUGAAGAUUUUCGGAGAUCUUUUGCCGAAUCAAUGUACCAGAUGGGGAAUUUCAAGGUUUUAACAGGAAACCAAGGCGAGAUACGCAAAAAUUGCCGAUAUACAAAUAAGUAG